AUGGACUGCAGCACCGGCGCGGCGAUUGGGCAGCAGUUUGCGAAGGAUGCGUUCCACAUGCAUGGCGGUGUUGGCGUGGGCCCAACCGGCAACUCCGAGCAUGACGUUCUCAUAAACGAAAUGAUGAUGGUGCAGACGCCGACAGGGCCGGCAGGCGAAUGGACCCACCAGUUCGCAGCGUACCAGGGACAACAACAACAACAACAACAACAGCAUCCACAAGAGUUGGCCAUGCGGCAUCAGCAAAACGAUGCCUUUAUGCUUCGCCAGCAGCAGGAAAUGGAGGAGGCAUUUUGCACCUUUUGCACGACGCAUCCGCAUUCACAUGCGCACUCACAUGCGCAUUCACAUGCGCAUUCACAUCAACCGCAAGGGCUGGUUGGGCCCGCUAUGAUGGGGCCACAAAUAAUGCCACCGAUGAUGUUUGGUCCAGGGACCGGCGGCUUUAUGAUGGGCGCACCGCCUAUGAUGCCGUACGCCUCGAUGAAAUUUGCAGGGGAUGCGGCAAUGGCGGCUGCAAACAACACAACCAUGACACAGGGGGCCACAGCAACAAGUACCACGUCCGUGCAACAGGAGCUGCAGCAGCAGAGCAGCGACAAUGGAUGGGUGGAGAAGUUGCGUGAUGCGGAGUGGGCACAGGAUUACAGCGAUGCGCAGGUCUUCACGCUUGAGGGUCAGUCGGAGCAGACGAUGGAGGAGCAUGCAAAGAACUCCGAGUUCUACCAGUUUAUGGACAAAAUCCGCAGCAAGGAACUGCUUAUUGAUGAGGAGACGGGUCAGUUGGUGCAGGGCCCAGGACCCGAUCCGGAUGCUCCUGAGGAUGCGGAGUACUUGAAGGAGUGGGCCGCCGCAGAAGGGCUGAACAUGCCGCCGGGUUUCUUUGAGCACAUGGUGCAACGUCCACAAGGAAAUAACGAACAAGCGGAGGGUCGUUUAUUUGACGGUAGCAACGAUGCUCUGAUGGACGAUGGUGCCCUUGACAACGCGGCGGAUGUGGAAGAAUGGGCAAAAGAGUACGCCGAGGCACAAGAGCAGUUGCAGCGCGUCCAAAACGAAACGAAUUAUCCCUUUGAGCCCAACAACCCGUACAUGUACCACGACAAACCCAUGGAGGAAGGGAUUGCAAUGUUGCAGUUGGCGAACAUGGCGGAGGCCGCCUUGGCCUUUGAGGCGGUGUGCCAAAAGGAACCGGAAAAUGUGGAGGCUUGGCGGCGUCUGGGCACAACGCAGGCCGAAAAUGAAAAGGACUGCCUUGCAAUCAUUGCGCUGAACCACGCCCGCAUGUUGGAUCCAAAAGACGUCGCCGUUCACGCAGCGCUUGCGGUCUCGCACACAAACGAGCACAAUGUGGGGGCGGCGCUGCAAUCUCUGCGGUCGUGGCUGCUGUCCCAGCCGCAGUACGAGCACCUUGGUUUAGUGGACCUGCAGGAGGUGGCUGCCGAUGAAGGAUUGGACGAGGUGCCGGAAGAAAAUUACUUUUUUGCCGCUCCAAGCGAGUACCGCGACUGCUGCACACUUUUGUACGCCGCGGUGGAGAUGAACCCAAAUGACCCGCAGCUGCAUGCCAGCCUCGGUGUGCUGCACAACCUCUCGCAUCGCUUUGACGAGGCCGCCAAGAACUUCCGUCGUGCCGUCGAGUUGCGCCCAGACGACGCGCAUAUGUGGAACAAACUCGGUGCGACACUCGCCAACGGUAACAGGCCACAGGAGGCACUUGAGGCGUACAACCGUGCACUUGACAUUAACCCGGGUUACGUGCGCGUCAUGUACAACAUGGCGGUAUCCUACUCGAACAUGGCGCAGUACCCGCUUGCUGCAAAACACAUCACACGGGCCAUCGCUCUGCAGGCCGGGGGCACAAACCCGCAGGGCGAAGGUUCUCGGAUCGCAACACGCGGUUUGUGGGAUCUGCUUCGCAUGACGCUGAACCUCAUGGACCGUAGCGACCUUGUUGAGGCCUCAUGGCAGCAGGACUUGACACCCUUCUUGAAGGAGUUUGGGCUGGAGGAAAUGGCGGUGUAA
Trypanosoma cruzi is the source of this 2025-nucleotide messenger RNA. RefSeq names its product peroxisome targeting signal 1 receptor, putative. Lineage: Eukaryota; Euglenozoa; Kinetoplastea; Trypanosomatida; Trypanosomatidae. Gene Ontology annotation, molecular function: protein binding. Bases 1 to 2025 code for a protein of 674 amino acids. Gene Ontology annotation, cellular component: cytosol; peroxisomal membrane. The transcript has a single exon. Gene Ontology annotation, biological process: protein import into peroxisome matrix, docking. The record is from RefSeq and is a predicted model, not a curated record.